Messenger RNA from Loxodonta africana (African savanna elephant), 4167 nucleotides. It is a transcript of the gene HS6ST1, whose product is annotated as heparan sulfate 6-O-sulfotransferase 1. The transcript has 2 exons. Gene Ontology annotation, molecular function: heparan sulfate 6-sulfotransferase activity. Bases 30 to 1265 code for a protein of 411 amino acids. Gene Ontology annotation, cellular component: membrane. The record is from RefSeq and is a predicted model, not a curated record. Lineage: Eukaryota; Metazoa; Chordata; Mammalia; Proboscidea; Elephantidae.
GCCGCCCGGCCCGCCGGCGAUGGUGACAUAUGCGGCGGCGGCGAGCCGGCGGCAGGACCAUGGUUGAGCGCGCCAGCAAGUUCGUGCUGGUGGUGGCGGGCUCGGCGUGCUUCAUGCUCAUCCUGUACCAGUACGCGGGCCCGGGGCUCAGUCUGGGCGCGCCCGGUGGACGCGCGCCGCCCAACGACCUGGACCUCUUCCCCACGCCCGACCCGCACUACGAGAAGAAGUACUACUUCCCGGUGCGCGAGCUCGAACGCUCGCUGCACUUCGACAUGAAGGGCGACGACGUGAUUGUGUUCCUGCACAUCCAGAAGACGGGCGGCACCACUUUCGGCCGCCACCUCGUGCAGAACGUGCGCCUCGAGGUGCCCUGCGACUGCCGGCCCGGCCAGAAGAAGUGCACCUGCUACCGGCCCAACCGCCGGGAGACCUGGCUUUUCUCCCGCUUUUCCACCGGCUGGAGCUGCGGGCUGCACGCCGACUGGACCGAGCUCACCAACUGCGUGCCCGGCGUGCUGGACCGCCGCGACCCCGCUGCGCUGCGCACUCCCAGGAAGUUCUACUACAUCACUCUGCUGAGGGACCCUGUGUCCCGCUACCUGAGUGAGUGGCGGCACGUGCAGCGUGGCGCCACCUGGAAGACAUCGCUGCACAUGUGCGACGGGCGCACGCCCACACCCGAGGAGCUGCCACCCUGCUACGAGGGCACGGACUGGUCGGGCUGCACACUCCAGGAGUUCAUGGACUGCCCCUACAACCUGGCCAACAACCGCCAGGUGCGCAUGCUGGCCGACUUGAGCUUGGUGGGCUGCUAUAACCUGUCCUUCAUCCCCGAGGGCAAGCGAGCGCAGCUGCUGCUCGAGAGCGCCAAGAAGAACCUGCGGGACAUGGCCUUCUUCGGCCUGACGGAGUUCCAGCGCAAGACGCAGUACCUGUUCGAGCGGACGUUCAACCUCCAGUUCAUCCGGCCCUUCCUGCAGUACAACAGCACCCGGGCGGGCGGCGUGGAGGCGGGCGAGGACACCAUCCGCCGCAUCGAGGAGCUCAACGACCUGGACAUGCAGCUCUACGACUACGCCAGGGACCUCUUCCAGCAGCGCUACCAGUACAAGCGGCAGCUGGAGCGCCGGGAGCAGCGCCUGCGGAGCCGCGAGGAGCGCCUGCUGCACCGUGCCAAGGAGGCGCUGCCGCGGGAGGACGCCGAGGAGCCAGGCCGCGUGCCCACGGAGGACUACAUGAGCCACAUCAUCGAGAAGUGGUAGUGACGCCCAGCACAGGGCUCACACGGCGGGGACCGGGAGAGGGGCCCACCAAGGACACGAGCCAUGUUACCGAGAAGUCAUCACGGUGCCUGCUGCAGGGCCUUAUGGGAUAGGGGCCAGGAGAGGGGAGGGGGUGAUAGCAGACUGACAGACCCGCACACAAACGGGUCCCACACAGGACUUCCACUGAGAGAGGGCCCAGAUGUUUAACAGAUGGGUGCAUCCUGAAAAGAACAAGAGAGUGGGAUGGGACGGUGGGAGGGGGGGAAAAGAGUCUGUUUCUCCAAGGCCAGGGUUCUGACAAAUAAAUGUGGAAAUCCGGGAUGUCAGAGAAAGUCAUGCCUGAAAGGUGCGCGGUCAGGAAAGGUAGGUUCUCCCAGCUCUCCUGGCUCCCGCUCUCCGUCACAGCCAAGGUUUGAAGAAGACAAAAGACAGAGUGGACCUGCCAGGCCUAAGUGCACCAUGGGAGUGCGUGUGGUUGUGGCCAUGGAAAAAGCAGACACAGAUGGGGACUGAGUGGCCAAGCGAGGGCAGCUGUGCCGGGCCUGGGCCCUGCCUCCUCCCCCCUCAGCAGACGAGGCGGGUCAGUCCCCAGAGACCCGUACCAACUAUGCACUAACCUAUGCACAGCCCCCACCCUGUCCAGCAGUGGGGCUAUAGACCAGCUCCCAGCACUGCCCACCCCAACUGUCUCCUUGGCCUCUGUUGGUCCCAGUCCUCCAGGGCCUGUGUGACAUCCCCAACCCGGGAACCAUUGGAGGUGAAUGGAACUCCCGACACCUCCCCCAUCAUCCCCCAUCUGCAGCAGAGAAGAUGUGACCUCAGGCUCUGGAGAGGCUCACUUUGCCCACAGUCAUCAGACUGGGGAGAUGGGCCUACCCUGCACUGCUCCCCUUCUGGGCAGAAUGGGGUCCCAGGAGCGGGAAGGCUGUAGCCAGGGAAGCAGAGACCCAGACACGGAGGGCAGGGAGCUGCGGGUGCCCCCUCUGCAUUCUGGCACUCUGGGCUGGUGAGGGACAGCCUGGCUCUGAGCCCCAGCCACUUGGGCACUUACUCGAGGGCUUGUGUCUUAGCUUCCAUGGCCUGAGUGUAAAGUGCACCAUAGCACGGUGGGCUGGAGCACCUGGAACCGAGCUACUCACCAGAGCCACGCCCUGGGCCACAGGGGCCUGGGGGCUAGGCGGGACUCUGGCUUUCAGAGUGUCAACUAAGGCUGGAAGAAACGGUUCUGGGUGGCCUCCCUGGUGCCCACACACUCAGUCACCAUCCUCCAGGGCUGUCCCCCUAUUUCUCUGUCCCACCCCUCCACCCCCCGCACAAGGCAUUCUGGCCAUUCCCUCAGCCCUGAAGUCUACCUGAUGGCCCUAUGAGAAGCUGUGCUGUUUAUCACUUUAAAUGUGUUCCUGCACUCAUGCCCCUCCUGUCCCCCAACCCAUGCACCCACAGCUCCCCCACAUCCUCCCCUGCACCCUCGCCUCGGUGCUCAUCCCAUGUGUGUGCCCCACCCUUCUGCACUCUAGAGGCCAGGGCAGGGUCUCCUCCCAGAGUGCCCUCCUUACACGAGAGGCCCAAACCCUGGAUUUCCCGGAGCUGAGCAUGGAGAGGGGGCUCCAGGAGAGGAAGUGGGUGCACCCAAGGAGCGGGGGUACCACGGGGCUGCCUGGGGAGGGGCUCAUCCCUCCAGAGGCCCAGCCACCUUCCCUGCCCUGUUUUCCCUCCACCACCACCCCACCCCACUUUUACCACCAUGACUGAAGGGAUUGGAUAGUCACAGAAGUGGGGGCAGGGAGCCUCUAGUGCAAGCAGAGCUACCUGUUGUCAGGGAUGUUCCCCUCCAGGAAGCAGUUUUCACUGGUCCUUAUCUGGCCCAGAGGCCCCGCUCAGGGUGUGCCGCAUUGGCAGUCCCCCCCUUGCAGCCAGUGCAGGGCGUGAGGUCAGGCUGGGUGGGCACACUGCUGCCAGCACAGACACCUGGGGGUGGGCAGGUGGGUGGCACCGAGACGAGGGCUGGUGAGAUCGUGACCACGCUCAUUUAGAGGGACAUCAAGGUCUGCAUGGGGUGAACUUGCUCUGAGGCUUGUCUGGGGUCACAUGCUUAUGUAAAGGGGGUUCAGAAGGGCCCUGGUGUCUAGUAUAAGCCACCUGGGACCCUGGGAGCUGCUGGGGCCUCCUUCGAGGGUGGGGGGAGCAGAAGCUCCAUCCUUUUCUGCCUCACCCAGGCUCCCAGCUGCACCAGGCUCCUGAGCAGACCUGGCACGAUGUUUUGUACAUACUGGAACCUUUUUUAACUUAUGCCCCGUUGUCGCAGUUCACAGGGAAGCACAGGUCUCUCGAUUUUUUAGCUGCAUUGGGAAAACAGCCUGUCUCCUGCCAGCCCUGGCCAAGGUGCCCACCAAUGGUCCAGCUUGCAGAGCCUGCAGCACCUUAGCCCGUGCACACUGCAGAUCGCCUGCUUUGGGCGAAGGUACCCUGAUGCCUGCAGCAUCUCCUGGGGCACCACAGUGCAGCAGCCACCCUGGACCUGAGGACCCCGCCCACCCAGGCCUCUUGUAGGGGCCAUGAGGACAGAAGCAGAUGCUGAUUACCAGGCCACUCCCGGCACAGGCACAAACCCUGCAGAUGCUCCACUCCCAACUGGGGAACCAGAAGGCCAGAUGUGUCUGAGCAAGAAGGCUGUGAGCUUUUGCUCAAAUUGAGAGUGUUUCACUUGAACCCAGGGGCGUUUAAAGCUUUAUUUAUUUAUAGCUUCUUAUUAAAAGAAAAGUGUUGAGAAGAAAUCUUUUGGUUAUUCAUACGAAAAAAAAUUUAUUUGAUGAUGGAAAAGCAAGUCAUAAUCAUCUAAUUGUUUCUGUCUAGGUCGAGAAUGAGUGUUAGUGGAUGAAAUAAACCCUGAAAUAGAGCA